AUGCACGAAGGGGUUUUCACACACCCCACUGACAUAGUGCUUGCGGUUGGGAAAGCAGUAGAUGAAGUCAAGCAGGUUAAUAUGACCAGUUCACCAAAGCAUCUUAUUCGGGUGGAGGUUCAGCAUCAAUGGAAGAAACCACCUGAGGGGUGGUUUAAAGUAAAUUGCGACGCUGCCCUUGAUUUGAGGAAUGGCCGGAUCGGAUUGGGUGUUUUGGUGAGAGAUCAUGAAGGCCAGGUAAAGGCUGCAAGAAGUGUCACGAAGUCUGGUUUCCUGGAACCCACUGCUGCUGAGGCCAUGGCUUUGUUUGAAGGUGUUCGGCUUUGCAAGGAUUUGGGCAUACUUAGCAUAAUAGUGGAAGGUGAUGCUCAAGUAGUAAUCAAUGCCAUUCAGGCAAGGGACCCGACGUGCAGUAAAUUCGGCCAGCUUGUGGACGAUAUCAGGUCUCUCCUAAGGAAUUUUUCUAGAUGGCAGAUCAGCUAUGUGAGUAGGAAUGCCAAUAAUGGGGCUCACAAACUUGCUAAGGAGGCCACAAAAAUGAUCAUGGAUCGAUUUUGGAAUCUUUCAAUUCCGGACUGUAUCUCUGAUCUUGUUUCAACUGAGCUCUCUGCUCAUGUUGACUGA
Molecule: messenger RNA, 624 nt
Organism: Corylus avellana
Lineage: Eukaryota; Viridiplantae; Streptophyta; Magnoliopsida; Fagales; Betulaceae
Source: RefSeq, a predicted model, not a curated record